This is a messenger RNA of Aspergillus glaucus CBS 516.65, 879 nucleotides long. RefSeq lists its product as uncharacterized. The transcript has 2 exons. NCBI's taxonomy places the organism in Eukaryota, Fungi, Ascomycota, Eurotiomycetes, Eurotiales, Aspergillaceae. Gene Ontology annotation, molecular function: DNA-binding transcription factor activity, RNA polymerase II-specific. The record is from RefSeq and is a predicted model, not a curated record. The annotation marks the transcript as partial. Gene Ontology annotation, biological process: regulation of transcription by RNA polymerase II.
UCAUAUGCUGUGGGUCGACUCUACUUGUCGGAUUCGCGUUCCGAAUCGGGAAAUGACGGACGCUUGCAACUAGAUUGGCUUUAUUUAAUCCGUGGUCUGGUUAGUAUCAUGACCCAGCAGUGGCUUACUUUGAAGACGGGCAGAUUACGCUCGUUACUAUACUAUCGCCAUGCGAAUUAUGACUGGAAGGCCUUUCCACCUUCAACCACGAUCUCGUCUUUCCCUCGUCUGAAGCAUUGCUCAUUGCGGCUGUCAUGGUUUGCUUACAACGCUAGCACAGCGCUCGAAUCACCCCGCGACUUCAUUAACACAUUGAAACCAUCAUACGGGACACGAAGCAAGAUCAGUAAUACUGCCAUCGACAUCCUCGAAGACAUGUACAUGCGCAUCUUAUACAUCCUAGAAUUCACGACAAGUGAGCGGGACACCCCCAUGAAUCUAGAUGUGCAGACCGACCUGGAAGAUACAGCCGUCACUUCUUGGCCUGAUUUACUAUCAAGCACUUUUCUUGCUUCCCUCAAUGUCGAUGGGGAGAUGGGAAUCGGGUCGGUUGAAGGAGGGUCAUAUGCAAUACUUGCUCAUUUUUAUCUGAUAUUUACUCUUUAUGAGGAUUUUUGGUACCUCAGGGGCUCAUUUGAGGGGGAGAUUGCUGUGAUUGAUGGUCUAAUUAGGAGGGCUGGACAUGAGAAUUUGGUUUCGUUGAUGCGAUGGCCGAUGGAGGUUGUGUCCUAGCAAUAUAAUUCUACACAACGGUUUCUGCUCAACAUUCUAAUUGAAAAAGUAUAUAUAUAUUUCCGUCUGCCAGAGCAUGUUGUCUGUCAGGCGGCUUUUUUCAAGUGACGCAUGUCACGGCAUCUAUCUAUACCCUAGUGUUCCAUG